GCCGGGGAGCAGGCAGGGACCCCGGCCCGGGGAAGGCUCCGCGCACCGGCCGCGCUGACGCAGGGUCUGCUCCGGGCAGCGACUCGCGCUGUGCUGCUCCGUCAGGGCUGCACCUUCUCCCUGCGCCCCGCUUCCCCCGGCUGGGCUCCCCUGCUCCCCGGAACGUGCUCUGACCCGCCCCCGCUCCUGCCCGUGCGCGGCUCCCGGGAGUCCUGCUCUGCCAUUCUCAUCUGCUCUCCACGCCUGCGCCUUUUCCGAGGUGCCCCGGAGGAGAGACAGUCUGUCUGCUGUCUGGCUGGGGAGAAGGAACAGUCAAGAAACACAGAUGGGAAUAUGGCAGUAUCCUCUAGCAGUGGGCACAAAUAGACGUGCUGCAGGCCCUGUGAUUGUCAGCUGUAAUAAAUGUUAGGACGACAGCAGGAGACAGAUGUAAUUCUUUGUACCUGGUGAUGUAAAUCCAAGGAAGCAAAGAGCCACAGUCACGCGGAUUUAAAUCUCUUUACAGGCAGUGGCUGUGGACUCCGGGACGGCUCUUGAUGUCUCUUCACAGAACUGCCUUCUUUUUCAGUUACAUCACACCUGUCUUCUAGCAGGCUGGAAUCACUGGUCAUGUGAUUUAUUUUGGACUCUGAAUUCAAGAAGUAAAUCUGUGACUAACAGCCACAUGCCUGACACCCUGGCCUGGCUCCUCCACAGCAGGUUGGGUCAGCAGUGAUUGUGCAUGCAAUGAAGAAGUGUAACAUCUUACCUCUGUGGACAGCGUUUCUGGACCUGCUGACACCUGUGCCACUCAGCCCUGCCUAGUGCAAUGUCAGGCCAUCACACUCCCUCUGCUGGAGGUCCCUUCUCAGCACUCACACCCAGCAUUUGGCCUCAGGAGAUCCUGGCAAAAUACACACAGAAAGAAGAAUCUGUCGAGCAGCCAGAGUUCCGCUACGAUGAAUUUGGUUUCCGAGUUGACAAGGAAGAUGGUGCUGAGCCAAACUCCAGCAAGCUUCUGGGGGUCCCACUGACAGAGGAGCCACAGCAGAGGCUCAAGUGGCAGGCUCAUCUGGAAUUCACACACAACCAUGAUGUGGGCGACCUCACCUGGGACAAAAUUGAGGUCACCCUGCCACAUUCAGACAAGCUGCGCUCCCUGGUGCUGGCCGGCAUCCCACACAGCAUGAGGCCACAGCUGUGGAUGCGCCUUUCAGGGGCUUUGCAGAAGAAGAGGAACUCAGAGAUGUCAUAUCGAGAUAUUGUGAAAAACAGCUCUAAUGAUGAAACCAUUGCUGCCAAACAGAUUGAAAAGGACUUGCUACGCACAAUGCCCAGCAACGCCUGCUUCUCCAACAUGAACAGCAUUGGGGUGCCACGGCUGCGCAGGAUACUACGGGGACUUGCCUGGCUCUACCCAGACAUUGGAUAUUGUCAGGGCACUGGCAUGGUGGCUGCCUCUCUGCUGCUCUUCUUGGAGGAGGAAGAUGCCUUCUGGAUGAUGUGUGCUAUCAUCGAGGAAUUGGUUCCUGCCUCCUACUUCAGCACCACCCUCAUGGGCGUGCAGACAGACCAGCGUGUCCUGCGGCAGCUCAUCGUGCAGUACCUGCCCCGCCUGGACAAGCUGCUUCAGGAGCACGACAUUGAGCUCUCCUUGAUCACCUUGCACUGGUUCCUCACCUCCUUCGCUAGUGUUGUUCACAUCAAACUGCUGCUGCGUAUUUGGGACCUCUUCUUCUACGAGGGCUCUCUGGUGCUGUUUCAAGUCACUUUGGGCAUGCUAAGUAUGAAGGAGGAUGAGCUGAUCCAGUCCGAGAACUCUGCCUCGAUCUUCAACACGCUGUCAGACAUCCCGAGCCAGAUCGAAGACGCGGAUGUGCUGCUGCGAGAGGCCAUGCGCGUGGCCGGCUCGCUGACCGACGUGGCGGUGGAGACCCAGCGCCGCAAGCACCUGGCCUACCUCAUCGCUGAGCAGGGACAGCUGCUCAACUCCAGCACCACUGUCAACAACCUGUCCAAAAUUGUGCGACGCAGGACUCAGCGCAGGAAAUCUGGAAUCACCUCUCUGCUUUUUGGGGAUGAUGAUCUGGAGGCACUGAAAGCCAAGAACAUCAAGCAGACAGAGCUGGUGGCUGACCUGCGUGAGGCAAUUCUCCAGGUGGCACGGCACUUCCAGUGCGUGGAUCCCAAGAACUGCGUCAUUGAUCUGACCCCAGAUUACAGCAUGGAGAGCCACCAGCGGGACCACGAGAACUACGUGGCGUGUUCGCGCACGCGGCGCCGCCGAGCCAAGGCACUGCUGGACUUCGAGCGCCACGAUGACGACGAGCUGGGCUUCCGCAAGAACGACAUCAUUACGAUCAUUUCCCAGAAGGAUGAGCACUGUUGGGUGGGAGAGCUGAAUGGACUGAGAGGUUGGUUUCCUGCAAAAUUUGUGGAGAUCUUGGAUGAGCGGAGUAAAGAGUAUUCCAUCGCUGGAGAUGACUCUGUCACAGAGGGGGUGACAGACUUGGUGCGAGGGACACUCUGUCCAGCCCUGAAGUCCAUAUUUGAACAUGGAUUGAAGAAGCCAUCUCUGCUGGGGGGGGCCUGCCACCCUUGGCUGUUCAUUGAAGAGGCUGCAAGCCGGGAAGUGGAACGAGACUUUGACUCGGUGUACUCUCGCCUCGUGCUCUGCAAGACUUACAGGCUUGAUGAAGAUGGCAAAGUCCUCACUCCAGAGGAGCUGCUUUACCGGGCGGUUCAGGCUGUGAACAUGACACACGAUGCUGCUCAUGCACAGAUGGAUGUGAAGCUUCGUUCUCUCAUCUGUGUUGGACUCAACGAGCAGGUGCUUCAUUUGUGGCUGGAGGUGCUGUGCUCAAGCCUGCAGACUGUGGAGAAGUGGUUCCAUCCCUGGUCGUUCCUGCGCAGUCCUGGCUGGGUGCAGAUCAAAUGUGAGCUGAGAGUCCUCGGCAAAUUUGCGUUCAGCCUCUCUCAGGAUUGGGAGCUGCCAAUAAAGAGGGAGGAGAAGGAGAAGAAGCCACUGAAGGAAGGGGUGCAGGACAUGCUGGUGAAGCACCAUCUCUUCAGCUGGGACAUAGAUGGGUGACCCCCACCCUGCCCCAUCCUGGGGACCUUCUCGAUGGCGCACACUCCUCUCCUCCACCCCCUCAUGUCUCACCCCCGCCCUUCCCCUCCCCACCCACUUGUUUCUGUGACAAAAUCCCCCGUGGGGGCUGCCAGACCACCUGGACAGAUGGAGCAGUGCCAAGAGGCUGAGCUGCAGACCCGAGGGGGCUGAUGGUUGAGGGUGAUGCUGCAAAGGGACAAGUGUGUUCUGGCUACAAAAAGCAAGUGUCCCCUCCCAGAUUUCCACAUCUCUGCCACCCCCAUCUUUUGCUUUCCUCAGCCCUGCCUCCCCACCAGUGCCAAGGGGAGCAGCCUGGCUGGAGCCACUGUGCUCUGCCCCAUGGGCUGGCAGUUGUGGGGGUGUGAGCGUGUCUGUGGCUGGAGCUGUGGGGAGGAGACAGCCCUUGUGGGGUGGCUUGGAUCCAUGAGAGCUGGUGCUAUUGACAAGUGGCACUACAGCUGCAUGUGGAAUUGGGCUGGUGAGAGAUUCACUGCUGUACAGGAGCAGGGAGAGCACAUCCCCUCCCCAUGCCAGCCAAGAGCUCCCCUCUGCUGGGGGACAAGUGGACAAGUUCCUUUGACCUGGAGCUGAGGAGGGGGGACUGGCAUCAGUUUCAUCCCACCUCCCUGGCACUGGUGUGGGGUGUUGACAAGAGUUGCCCAAAUUUACCAGCCUGUUAUCACUGUAACAGCCUUAGGGGAUGGUCCUUGUCUCCUCUGGGAGCAGACAAAAACCACCUCUCCCCUAAACAAGAGUGUUUCAUGCUGUCGUUUUAGCCUCUAGAUGAUUUUUACUGUUAACCAAAAAGCUGUAAAUUUACUCCAGGAACAUGUAUAUUUUGGCACCGUUGUAGCUCAGGACAAGGUUUAGGUUGGAGCUGGCUCAGGGAGACUAACUCGUCCUCCUCGCCCUGCGAUGGCAACGGGGACGCGGGUCAGGAGUGGAGAAUUGCUGCUUUGUGGUGGUGGCUCUGGAUACGGAGUCUGUGACUUUCUACUGAAAGCGCUUGUCUGUGAGCACAAACUACUGAUGGGAUGACACUAGAUUCUUACUUUCCUUUAUUUGGUGGGUUUGUAAAUAAAAACUGCGUCUUCGGA
This is a messenger RNA of Ficedula albicollis (Collared flycatcher), 4188 nucleotides long. It is a transcript of the gene SGSM3, whose product is annotated as small G protein signaling modulator 3. The transcript is spliced from 24 exons. Lineage: Eukaryota; Metazoa; Chordata; Aves; Passeriformes; Muscicapidae. The record is from RefSeq and is a predicted model, not a curated record. Gene Ontology annotation, molecular function: protein binding. Bases 809 to 3070 code for a protein of 753 amino acids.